CCGCGAAGGCAAUCGGUGCUACUAUUAUCCCACUCAAUCUGCGCCCAGACGUGUGGGAACCGGAGGUGGGAGCUCCUGCGUCACAAUAUGCAGACGCGAGCUAUACGUUGGUUGACGUGUCAAGCGUCGAGGGCUCCGCUAACCACGCCUGUCUCAUGCAUGGCCGCUUGUCCGUUCGAGGUCCAAGACGGGGCGUCAUUGCCAGCUGGCAUUGAGCCUAGAGGAGCCAUAUCGUCUUCUCCAGAUCGCCGGACAACACCUCAGCGAUAUCGCGGGCGCUCGAGGCUGGCGCGCAUGCAGCUACAGGGCUGCGUCUCUGCGUCCCCAGCCGCACCCAUAUCAACUGCCAGCGCUGCAUUGGCUCGGCGGGGUGCAUCAAUCCAUCUUUGCUUCUUCCAAACGGGAAAGAAGGCUUCGAAGUCCACAGACGGCGCUCCCAAGUCCAGCCACCAGCGGCCGGCUGGAGCCGUAGUUUGGCGACAUCCUCACGCUCCCCAGCUGGACCCCACGGUACGGAGCGUAGCAAAUGCAGGCUGACGGCAAGGUUAUGCUGGAUCAAUCAACUACAGGCCUGGUCUACCGUCCUGCACGUCCAAAUCCCUUGCGAGGUGGAGCAUCUGCAAGUUCUCUCCACGACAACACACAUACAAGGGAGCCGAAGGUCGGCCACGUCGUCCUGGCCGAGCUAAAAUAGGCCCUCCUUCACGAUUUCGACGUCAAUUGAGGUGGGAGACUCCACCCAGACCGCUCUGCUGCGUCAUAAGCGCCAACAUGCAGCAUUUGCAGCGGUUCGCAUCGACGGCCCCGUCACGUCAACCAGCGG
Molecule: messenger RNA, 823 nt
Organism: Trematosphaeria pertusa
Lineage: Eukaryota; Fungi; Ascomycota; Dothideomycetes; Pleosporales; Trematosphaeriaceae
Exons: 1
Coding region: 88-537 (149 amino acids)
Source: RefSeq, a predicted model, not a curated record